AUGGAACUACUGGAGAAGUCGCUUCGGUUCACCACUUUUAUACUCGCCGAUCAAGUACACCGCCCACCCCACUCCUCAAGUCCUCAAAUCAACACUCCAGUCCAAGCUAGCCAGCAAAGACGCCUCAUCCUCCCUACGCUCUCCCAGUCGCUCCCAGUUCAUGUGCGCCCGAACUCCACGCCACAGCCUGCCCCCGCCACCCUGCCAUCCCAAAGCUUCUACAACUGCCACCGAGAGGUAGCGAGCUCUACACCUGCUGUAAUCUUCCCCUCCGCGGUAAUUGAACCGAGAGAGGGAGGUAGUACAGGUAUGGUUUGUUGCUCUCGGGGACGAGAUAGGCCGGCGGCCGGCGGGCUGCUCGGGUCGUGCCUCCUCAUCGCCGCCCUCGUCCAGUUCUCGUUCCUCGGAUCCACCUUCCUCUUGGCCGUCGACGGUGCUCGCACGUCGUCAUUCAUGGCCAUGGCGCCGCUUCCUGUGGCUAUGGCCCCCUCGCCGUUGGGGCUCAAGGACGACAAAAGGCCUGUGCCCACGGGCUCAAACCCUUUGCACAACAGAUGAGGCGGAUCACAAUAUGGUGGCACGCAUAGCGAAGGUGCUGAUAUCCUGGGUCAGAGGAACUGCGAGUAUCUCAAUAUGAUCACAAUACAGUGCGUGUAUCUGAGCAUGCAGGGAGAUCAACUUGCGAUGCGAUCGACAUUCGAUGGUGCUGCGAGACUCCGUAAGCUUCUGAUUCUACUUCUUUUCUUCUCCGCGUCAAGCCGUGUGAAGUCAUCGAUCAGUCGGUGUUUUUUUUUUUUUUGUAAUCGAUCAGCUGGGGGUCCGUCUGAUCGAGGAGAAAGGAAGCUGAAUGAGAAGGGUACUGGGUUGCGCUUGUAUUACUAGUUAGCUAGCUUGGUAUAGUUCACCCUUGCUGUUUUGUAGUAUGGCAUUCUUGAUGCUUCAAGUAAAAAACAUUCAUGUAA
This is a messenger RNA of Hordeum vulgare subsp. vulgare (domesticated barley), 962 nucleotides long. RefSeq lists its product as uncharacterized. The record is from RefSeq and is a predicted model, not a curated record. The transcript is spliced from 2 exons. Lineage: Eukaryota; Viridiplantae; Streptophyta; Magnoliopsida; Poales; Poaceae. Bases 1 to 558 code for a protein of 185 amino acids.